Molecule: messenger RNA, 5766 nt
Organism: Thermochaetoides thermophila DSM 1495
Lineage: Eukaryota; Fungi; Ascomycota; Sordariomycetes; Sordariales; Chaetomiaceae
Exons: 3
Coding region: 1-5766 (1921 amino acids)
Molecular function (GO): protein binding
Source: RefSeq, a predicted model, not a curated record
AUGCUCACAAGACUCAUUGCCAUUCUAUUCUCACCCUUGACCGGAAACCAAGGAUCGCCUGAUCUCGAGCGCAAGUCCUACAGCUACGAGCUUUUCGUCAGAGUCGCUCUCCUCACUUUCCAGAACCCGAGCACCACAGUCAUUGUGUUGCACGGGUUUCCAGAACCAAGGCAUUAUUCAAGUCCUGUACGCUCGACAAUGACAUCCUCUUCUGUUGCAAGCCAGGAUGCCCGCAGGGCCCGGCUCCAGCAGCUGGCCGCCGAAUGGGGGAUCCACCAACCGAGUCCGGUGAUCCCACCUCUCCCAGCCCCGGUUGCCCGCACCCAGCAGGACGACCUCGAGGCAGAGGAGCUGUUGAAGCGUCGGCGAUUGUCGUCGUCUUCUGGCAUGGAAAGGCAUUCGCAUGGUAGCCUCAGGCGAGCCUUCGGUUCCAGCAAGAAGACGUGGGAAGCGAGCGAGAUCUUCGAGGCCCUCGACAACCAUAUCGCCAACCGUGGCUCUCCCGGCGUCGCCGAUGCUCUUAUUGAGAAGUUGAAGUCAGCUGGCGGCAACAUCAAUGUCCUAAAUGUCAAGAGCAAGACGAGCAUCAUCUCCCGGCGGAGGAGCCUCGAGUCGUUAGAGCGCAGUCGUGUUCUGCAGAAGGCUAUCGAGAACAGGCAGGCUGAUAUGGUCGCCUUGUUGGUUCAAUAUGCCGACGAGAUCGCUCUUGACAAUUCUUUGUCAUAUGCGCUGCGUACCACGGAUCCGGUGAUGGUCCAGUUACUGCUUGCUCGCGGUGCUAAUGCCUCCCAAACUGACGAUGCCAAAAACGCUUUCGCAGAGCUGUGCGCCAUGGGGGGGUAUUCCGACAUUGUAGGUCUCGUACUUCAGUCCGAGGGCCGACCACCCCCCGACUGGUUGUCGAUGUGCAUGGUCAGUGCUGCCAAAAAGGGAUGUCUCCCAACCGUGCUGUGGCUCAGCCGAGCCGCUGCUGAUGGGGAGUACAGCAAGGGGGAGGCCCUGAAGACUGCCAUCGAGCAAUGCCGUGUUGAUAUUGCUUUGGCCAUCCUCACGGGGGCCAAGCCUCCCAUCAGCGGAGGUCAAGCUGUGACGGAGAGCUUUAUCCAGCUGUUCCAGAAAGAUACCAUCAACCCGAACGAGAAGUUGGUCCUUGCUGAGGCACUGCUUUGCGCUGGAGCUUCAGGGGAUCCCGUCUCGGCUGCCCUUGUGGUGGCUUGUGAAGCUGGCUUCUUCGACAUGGUUAACCUGCUUCUGUAUUACGGCGCCUCGGUCGAUUACCAGGACGCGUCAGUCAUCAAGUCGGCCAUUGCCCGGGGCCAUACGGGCCUGGUCAUGUCCAUGCUGAAUGAGCAUACGCCCCUCAGCCCGGUUUACGCUUCUCAGUGUGUCGAGAGCAUCCCGAAAAAUCUCCUCCCUGAAGACCGUCACACCAUUCUUAGCAUCUUGCUCCGCAAAGGCGCGAAAGGAAAUCCCCUUUCUGAAGCUCUCAUCGACGCAGUCAAGGCCUCCGAUCUUCAGUCCGUGCAGCUCUUGCUCACCCCUCACUUCGCUGUCGGCCAAACCGUUUCCAGGCAAGGAUCCCAGAGUAGCCAUGUCAGCGUGGCCUACAUCAGUCAUGAUGUGGCCUCAGUCGACUACAAGGACGGCCUUGCUUUGAUGAUCGCCGUCCAGAUGGGCAACGUCGCCAUGGUGCGACAGCUCUUAACCGGCAGACCAUCGACCCACACGCUUGACCGGGUGUUCCCUCUAAUCCAUCAUCUUCCAGAUCCCGUCCGUUGUCACAUGGCUGAGUGCCUUGUGCCAGCGGGCGUCUCGCAGUCGUGCAUCUCUGCAGUGUUGCAGGCUGCAAUUGAAGAGCAACCGCCUAGGAGGAACGAGGCCUUGAUUGGCUUGCUGCUGCAGAAUAAUGCCGAUGUCGAUUUCAAUGCGGGAGCGAGCAUUCUGUCCGCAGUAGUCAACCAAGAUCUGCCGUUGCUAGAGACGCUCCUUCAAAGCAGGCCAUCGAUCCAUACCAUCAAUGGUGCUUUGUUGAAGGCCAUGGAACUUGGUGAUAGGCUCAUCAGGUACCAAAUCAUAAUGCGGCUCCUCCGGGCUCGGAUGGGGCCGAUUCAGCCAAGCGCCGAGUUGGCUCAGGCUUUCAUUCAGUUGCUGUCAACGAAGCCGGUUGAUAGCCACUUGGUGGCCCUGUUCCUGGAUCAUGGUGUGAUUGAUGCCAACUACGAACAGGGCCUUCCUGUUGCCAUCGCUGCCGAGGAUCCAGAGCCGGCAUUACUCGAGCUCCUCCUCGAAAAGGGCAAACCCAAUCACGAUACCCUUUACCGUGGCCUCGAUUUGCUCACAGGAACACCUGGAAACUCCACAAAAGCUAACAAAGUUCACUCCAUCCUUAGCCGGACGACUGAAAACGGAAUCCUCGAUGCUAUACUUUUCAAAGAAGUGCAAACUCUUCUCCAAACCCCUCCCGAGAGGCAAGACCUCUCCAUUCUGCACUCCCUGCUCUCCGCCGGUGCCGAUGUCAACGCUCACAAUGCUGCAGCCCUCUGCUGCGCCGUGAGGGCUGCAAAUGAGCCCAUCGUCGAUAUGCUCUUCAGCGCGAACCCGUCCCCUGCUUCGCUGGGCCGCGCCCUACCGCAGGCCCUUAACAUCUUGGAGCCAAUGGACCGUCUUACCUUCACCCAGAAGCUUAUAGAAGGCGGCGCGCCGGCCACCGAGGUGAACAGAGCGCUAGGCUUUGCCGUAUCUGCGCUUUCAAACGAUCGCCCUCUGAUUGCGCUCCUCGCAGCCUAUGCAGAGUCUUCUGACGGGAAGGCGCUCGCGAGAGCCGUGAUGAGCGAGAACCCGGAGAUCGUGCAGCUCAUUCUGGAGAAGAGCCCAGCAAAGUACUCGGUUGCGGUGCUGCGGACGGUAUUCCAACAUGCAAUGGAUCUGAAGAAUAAGGAUAAGCGGCUUGCGAUUUGUACGAGUCUACUCAAGAAGGGGCUCUCGGGUCCCAUUGUAUCCGAUGCACUGCUAACCGCUGUGGAAGAGGGGGAUAUCGCGCUUGGGAAAGUUCUGGUUGACUUUGGAGCUGAUAUCGAUCACCAAGAUGGGCAGGCUAUCGUGCAAGCUUGCAAGAGCGGGUCAUACGCCGUGCUUGAGAUGCUACUUUCUAGCAGGGCCCAGGUCACGAAGCAUACUCUUGUCAAGGGCUUCCAGGCGGUGACGAACGUCAAGGACCUGCCCACCCUCGAGCGGGUCUUCCGCCUGCUCCUCGAGAGAGGCGUUGACGGCGAGGUUGUCGAUGCGCAGCUCGCUGCUGCAUCGCGCUUCGGUCUCGACGGCGAGCCCUUGGUUCGUCUGCUGAUGCAGUAUGGCGCCAGCCCGGACUUCAACUAUGGUGAAGCCGUGUGGAAUGCAACCCGCAGCGCGGUCUUCAGCACCCUAAAGGUGAUGCUUGGCGUCGAGCUUGUCAGCGAGACACAGAAGCGGCCUGGCAAAGAGACCCUCUUGCGCUCUUUAAAGGCAAGCAAGAAGCUCAGCCGCGAUGCCAGGUACCAGGUUAUCGAAUGGCUGUUUGAAGCCGGGCUGCCGCCAUGCGAGGAGAUUGACAUCACGCUGAAUCGGGCAGUCAAGGAUGAACCCGAUGCCAGACUAGUCAGGCUGUUGCUUGACCACGGAGCGUCUCCAACAGCUAAUGGCUGCCAGACCUUGAUCGAUGCAGCGCAGUUGAUGAUGGUCGAUAUCUUGGGGAUGCUGCUCGAGCUCGAGAUCUCGGAGAAAGACAUCUCCUGGAGUUUUCAACAGGUGUUCACCCCCGAGGCCGGAGAGACUUGGAUGACAGAGCGGGGAUUCCAGGUUGCAGAGUUGCUCUUGGGGAAGGGCGCUGAAGGAAAGGCGCUGACUUUGGCACUGGCUACUUGCAUUGAUGCCUUCGACUCGGAAAAGGAUGAAGUGGCACGCAAGUUUGCACGCAGGCUCUUGCAGUCGCCCGUGGACGUUAACUAUGAAGAUGGUUUGGUUCUCCAGAAAGCAGCUCAAAAGGGAGAUGCUCAUCUGAUCCAGCAGCUGCUCAAUCAAAAGCCCUCUCCCCUUGCAGUGUCUCUGGCAUUCCCGUAUAUCUUUGAGGCUGGUUUGGAUGAGAGCGAGGUGCUCAGGCUCAUCCACGUCUUUGCGGAUUACAGAAACGGAGAAGAUGGACUUGAUACCGUCUUCAACCACCCCUCCUUCAUGCCGAUCUUGUUCCAUGCCCUGGAUAGAUUCCCACGAUCCGUGGAUAUUCUGGAAGCCCUGCUCAAUGCUGGUUACUAUCAUGACCAGGUUACAAGAGUGCGUGUCACUGAUGAGGUAGAAGAAGAGGAAUUUGUCACGGUCCUUUUCUGGGCACUCCUCCAGCCGGAAAAGAGAGUCAGCAGUGCAUGCAUAGAACUCCUGAUUGAGCGUAAUGCCAAGGUCAACUUUGAAACCGACAUCUCGAAGAAAACACCGCUCAUGCUGGCAGUCCAGCACCGGAGGCUGGAUCUUGUUAAGACAUUGAUACUCGAAGGCGCAGUUGUUGAUGUGAUGGAUUCAGCAGGCAAUACUCCUCUAACCAUGGCAACCCAGAUUGGCGGAGAAAUGGGGGCUGCUCUGUUGGGAAUCCUCCUUGUGGCUGAGCCGUCCAUCAAUGACGGGUCGCUUCACAACGCCGCGAGAGAGCUCGAUAUUGCUGCGAUGGAGGCGCUGAUUAAGCAUGGCCAUGAGCCCGAUUUCCCAAGUCCACUGCAUGGAGGCCGCAGUGCCCUCGGUGAGCUGUGCCUAAACGCCGGUAGCACUGGUGAGAUGAACAGGGAGCGUAUCAAGAAGAUGGAGCAGGCCAUCAGAUUCCUCAUCGACCAUGGCUCUGACCCGACUAUACAGUGCGAGGGCAAGACUGUUCUGCACCUGGCCCUCCACUCGGCAAAUCCCGUCCAGACCACAACUGCCCUCCUCAGAGCCAUUUGGCAUGACAUCAACAAGCCCUGUUAUCUUUACUCUGAUGGCGAGUACACUUAUUCCCCAACCCAAUAUGUUGCUCGCGUCAUGCCACCAUCCCCGCUCAACCAAGACCUCAUUAAGGUCCUCCGCAUGUCUCGCUGCAAAGAUGUCUACUACGCCAAUGACCCCACGGUCCCCCAGCCCGAAGGCGCAGUCAACCUCCCUGAGGAACUUCUCCGAGCCGAGCGUGAGCGCAAGGCCCGCGAGUACCGCAUCAAGAAGGAAGAAGAAGACCACAAGCUGGCAUUGGAGCGCACAAAGGAAAUUGCGCAGCUCCAGAACCAGAUCUUCCUUUCUCGAGCCGAGCUUGAAGAUGCGUGUGCCCGCCGCCGGCACGAGAACGAACUAGCCACCCAGCGCGAGCGGCAGCAGAUCGAGGAGGAAGCCUUUGCUGCGGAGCUGAGACGGCGCAAGGAAGAGCGCGAGGCAGCCAUCCAACACGAGCAUCGGUUGACAGAAGCCGGCCUUACCAGGGCCCGGCUGAUCGCCGAGGCGGAGAUGGAACUGGAGGAGAAGAAACACGAGAUGGCACUCACGUGGGAGAUGAAGCAGGCUGCGGAGAGGGAGAGGAAUGCUCAGCAGCUUAGCCGGCUUCGGAUUGAGGAGCGGCAGGCGAUCGAGAGGAUCGAGAAGGCUGCGGAUGAGAGAACCAUCAGGAGGAUUACGGAGCAUAAGCGGUUGGUGGACAGCCAGAAUGUCCUUGCUACGAGGUUGGCAGCUGGGGGGCUUGAUCAGAGGAAGCAGAUUGGCUAUGUUACUGGGGAGUUGGACUAA